This is a messenger RNA of Fundulus heteroclitus (mummichog), 5868 nucleotides long. It is a transcript of the gene crim1, whose product is annotated as cysteine rich transmembrane BMP regulator 1 (chordin-like). Gene Ontology annotation, cellular component: extracellular region. NCBI's taxonomy places the organism in Eukaryota, Metazoa, Chordata, Actinopteri, Cyprinodontiformes, Fundulidae. The coding region runs from base 380 to 3196 and encodes 938 amino acids. The record is from RefSeq and is a predicted model, not a curated record. The transcript is spliced from 15 exons. Gene Ontology annotation, molecular function: protein binding; serine-type endopeptidase inhibitor activity.
UUUAAGACUCAGGCUGCGCUUUUAGUGUGUGUCUGACAGUAGCAGCGAACUCCAGCGUGUCUACCUGCAUUCAGCAAGAAACCCCGAUGUUGGAUUUUUGCUGCUUAUCUGAUCAGGUGAGGCGCUUACUGGGACGCGCGUCUACCUGCGUGCGCUGAAUUUUAUCCGCAGUCUUUUGGAUAUCUGUGCCACUCUUUGAAAAAGGAAAGAAAAAGAAAAGAAAGCGCACACCUCCCAGUCCUGUUUCGGGGUGCUUUCGCUUUUGAAGUAAGGGGAAACUUUCCAGGAUCGAGCUCUGACAACUUUUCUCUAAAUUGCGGGGAGUUGUUGUGGACAGAAGCGGAUCGAUUUUUGAUUUUUUUAUUUUUCUGGAGGAAAGAUGUUCCGCAAACGCUCCGUUAUAUUGCUGAAUCUCAUCGUUCUGGCGCGUGCGCUCCUGGCUCACGAAUGCACGCCCUGUAACCUCCGGACUUGUCCAGUCAAAGUGGCCAACGGCUGCGAGGGUGGCCGGAGCGUGGCCAGGGAUCCAUGCGGUUGCUGCGACCACUGCGCGCGGCUGGAGUGGGAACCCUGCGGCGGUCAGGACUGGGCGCACGGCUACUGCGCCCUGGGGCUGACCUGUGCCUCUGUUAACAGCACCGGAGCCGCCAACAUACCUGAAAUCGGAGUGUGUAAACUUCUUCCCGACCAUCCAGAUGCAGGCCUAGAGGAUGAGCGCUGUCCUCUAAUUACUGGCUGCGACAAAGCAGGAGCUGAAUGCGUGUGCGAUGCUCGUUUCUCCUGCUUGGGAACUUUUACCUAUCCGGACAAAGAGACCUGUAUGAAGGCCAGCAAGUCAGAGGGUCGAAGGCACGAGCACAGAGAGAGACACAAAGAGAAGUAUGUGGGACCAUCUAAUCCAAUGUGCAUGUUCUCUGGGUGCAACCUGACCGCUGACGGCUGCACAUGCGAGUCUCAGAGCUGCCACCACCACUUCGCCUACAUCAAUCGCAGCCAGUGCCAGCAAGCAGCAGAGGAGCUGAGGUGUGCCGGCGCGACAUGUCCUCCUCCGCAGCUGCCCUCUUGCCCCAAAGGGUCGAUCCUGACCAAGAGCUACACGCCCCCAGACGGUUGUUGCCCCUCCAUACCACCCCAGUGCACGUGCGACUUCCGCGCCUGCAACAAAACCCAUUGCCCGAGCGGCCAGCACGCUGUUCUGAUCAGUCAGGCCAGCGGUCAACCAGGAGACUGCUGUGAUGUCUUCGAGUGCCAGAGAGUCUCCCCAAAAUGCGUCUUCAAUGGGAAAGAGUUCUCCAAGGGAGAGGUGUACCGCAUGGACCCUUGCAAGUUGUGUCGGUGCCGUGGUGGAGUCUCCGUCUGCUCUAAGGUCGAGUGUGCUGAGCUGCACUGCGAAAAGUUCUACAUCCCAGAGGGCGAGUGCUGCCCCGUCUGCAUAGAUGUUGAGUUGCUGCCUAUGGACAGCACUAAGGCCAGCUGCUGGGUGAAUAACAAGUUGCGAACCCACGAGGAGAAGUGGAAAGAGGACGACUGCACGUUCUGCCAGUGUGUGGAUGGCGAGCCACACUGUACAGCCAUGGCCUGCAAACAGAGCUGCCAAAACCCCGUGAAGAUCCCCGGAGAGUGCUGUCCCUUCUGCGAAGAGCCAUCUUAUGAAACAGUUAGCCCCUUGCUGUGUCCACCAUUGGAAAACUGCUCCCUUUCAGGGAUUGAAUGCCCCUAUGGCUUUGAACAAGACCAGAAUGGCUGCCUCCUCUGCCAAUGCCUCAACAAUGACUCCUGCCCCAACUUGGAGGAAUACUGUUCUCUGGCAUGUCCGAUGGGAUAUGAGAGGGAUGAUUUGGGCUGCGAGGUGUGUGAGUGCAGCAACCCCACUCCCAAGUGUCGACCCCUGACCUGCACAAAGACCUGCCCUUAUGGAUAUGUGAGGAACAAGCACGGCUGUGAAAUGUGUCGCUGUGUCAAAUGUCCUCCCUUCACCUGUGACAAGCACUGCAGCAACGGCUAUCGGCAGAACAGGAAGGGCUGCAACGUCUGCAUGUGUGAAGAAAAUGACCAUGUCCCAAGCAUGACUGUCCCAGCCCCUACGCCCAGUUUCUGCCUAACCUCCAACGGACGGCGGUACGAGGAGGGUGACAGCUGGCAUGACGGCUGCCGUGACUGCUACUGCCACUCUGGACGGGAGAUGUGCGUGCUCAUAUCGUGCCCCAUGCCCAGCUGCUCUCAUCCUGUUGUGAAGUCCGACCAGUGUUGUCCUACGUGUGAAGAUGAGUCCGGCAGCGGCCAGCCUGAGGGGAUGGACAUGGUGGUGUGCAGAGCACCUGGAGGGGAGUUUUAUGUUGAGGGGGAAACCUGGAACUUGGAUGAAUGCACGCGCUGCACCUGCAGGAAGGGACGCGUCCUGUGCGACACUGAAGUGUGUCCCCCGGCUCUCUGUCAGACACCCAGCAGAAACAAGGACACCUGUUGCCAUGUGUGCCCAGCCACAGGAGAGACAGACAAGCCGCCGGUGAACAGCAGCCAGCAGGAGUUCUGCGUAACCGUCGAAGGAGACAAGCUGCAGGCCGGCGACUCCUGGAAGGCCAACGCCUGCACGAGCUGCACGUGCAACAACGGCACCAUUCAGUGUUUCUCUCAACGCUGUCCAGCGGCCAGCUGCAGGGUACCAGUCUUACGCAAGGGCCAGUGCUGCCCACAUUGUCUCGAAUCCACAACAUCAGCACCAGUGAUCGUGUCCACCAGCAAACCAAAGGCUGUGGUCACCACCACGGGGCAGAGUGCAUCUUGGAUUACAACUGUGACCGUCCCGCUAGUCAUCGCUGACACAGACCAGCCACGUUUGAGUGACAACUACCCGAGCCACACGGAGAUGGCCCUUGUUUACCAGUCAGCAGCAUGGAUCCUUGCAGGACUCCUCUUGGCCAUCAUCAUCUUUCUCAUUGUGGCGUUGCUCAUCAACAAGAAAAAGAAGUGGGUGCAGAUGUCCUGCUACAGCGCACCAAAGAAGACCGUGAUCCUCAAGAAGCACGUGAACAAGAAUUCGGUCAUCUACAUGGAGCCCUCCAAGGAGAACAAGUUUCAGAGCAAGAAGAGCAACUGCGGCAUCAUCCACUUUUCUCCCGAGAUGAGCUCGCCUCCCUGCACGGAGAAGAUGACCAUCCCCAGGGCCAAGCUGGGCAGUGACUGGACGCCACGCUAAAAAAAGGGAAUUUAUAACAGCAACUAAGACAAAAAAGAAAUUCCCGUACUGCUCAGUUUUUCCCACUUUUCCUAUUCCGUGACAGAUAAACUAUGGCUACUCAGCAUGAAGCACAUUACCGCUGCUGUUUUUUUUUUGUUUUGUUUUGUUUUUUUGUCAUUCGCCCAUCAUCUUCCUUGUUUGGACGUUCGGGUUGAGCGACAAAACUUAGAGGUGGAUGGAGAAGUGGACACAUUGAAGAUGCAGCCAGUCUGGGUUGUAAGAAGCGUCCAGAGAUACUCAUCUACCAGAAUCAAACUAUGUUACCGUUGCAUACUUGCUUCUUACCGUUUCAUUUUGAAACUGGAAAUUUGCAGACGAAGGAGGAAGAAAAAGCUUUAGGACGGGGGUGUGGACUGUGGCAUAAAAGAAGAACCUUGAGAUUGCUAACCCCCCACAAAGUGCACCGGCGCAUUGUGGAUGCAGCCAUCGUUAGCAGGCCAGAUUUAAACCCCUGCAUUAGAAUGUGUGGUUUUCAUUUUAGUUAUUAUAUAUUUUUUACAGGAUUUGUAUCAUGUGUUGUCUUGCGUCUGUUUUGUUUCUCUCUUUAGAGCCAUGUCAAAGUUUUUUUUUUCUUCUUUUUUUGUGGCAGUCACAACAUUCCCACGCACUGCACAAAUUUGCUUUGUCUACCUUCAAAUGAACCGAGUCAUUCCUUUUACAGAGAAAAACCUCAGCUGCAGCGCAUUGCUCAAGUAUUUAUAUUUCCAUUGAACAUUUUCACAUUUUGUCAUUGUUGAACCCCAAAAAUAUGUGUUUUAAGAUUUUUACGUGAUUGACCGACACAACGCAGAGCAUAAAUGUGAAUUUAAAGGAUACAUGGCAUUCAAAAAAAAAUUUUAACAAAUAAAAAUCUGAAAGGUUUGAGGUGUAUUUCGUUUAAACCUUGAGUCAAUACUUUGUAGAAAUACGUCUCAUUAUACUUAUAGCUGCGAGUCUUUUGCUCUCUACCAGCUUUCCAUAACUGGGGGCUAAAAUCUGUGUCAUUUUCAAGUCCUGCCACAGACUCUUAAUUGGAUUCUCUGAAGAGAAGCAUCCAGAGCCUGAUGCUGCCAUCAACCAUGCUUCACCAUGGGGAUGGUCACACAGAAUGUCUCCAGGCCAAAAUUUUAAUUUUGUCCUCAUCUGACCAGAACACAUUUUGCCACAUUUGCUGUGUCCUGUCACAUAACUAGUGGCAAACUGGGGACUUUCUUUAACCAAUGAUUAAAAGCCUGCCCUUCUUCCAUAAAGACCAUAAAUGUGAAACCCACAACAAACAGCUGCCCUGUCAACAAAUUGUUUCAUAGGACCUUUGGAUCUCUGCACCACCUCAAGUCCUACCCUUACACCAGAUUUUACUUGCCUCAGAGUAACCAAUAUACAUACACGCCACACCUUUCAGACGUUUAUUCACAAAAAAAUUAGAAAAUGUUUCCUUUUUUUUCUUCUUUUUGUCGGUCUAACACGUAAAAUCCAGAAGAAACAUCCAAAUGUAUUGCUGUUGCAUGACAAAAUGAGAAAAAGUUAAAGGGCGGAGGUGAAUUCAGUCUAGAAGGUACCUGUCAGUCAUUUUCCCUCGGCCAGACCUCUGUAACUCCUUUGAAAGCUAUUAGAGCUGAAACAGACCGAUGUUCCUUCAAGUCGUGUCUUGUUAUGACCAGCCAAGGGAAAAAAUAUGGAUCUGCGAGGAAUGUCUUUGAUACCAUGCUACACAUCCUUCCCUUAGUCGCUGCGGAGCUUUCAGCUGCCAGCGAUUGCUCGGGAUCUUUAUUUGGAAUGCCUUAAUUCUACAGCCUUAAUGCUUUUUCUUCACACAUUAUUGUGGUUGUAACAUCCAGCCAAUGUCGAGAAAAAAACGGCAAACACAUGGAUAAAGAGCGCUGGAUUAUCCACUGUUUAUAGUCUGGGGAAUAAUGUGAAGGGUUGUCAUUAUGGCGGAGUAGCGUGUGCAGAUAUUGAUACAUAAGAUUUCACAGUGCUUUAGAGAGGCAUGACUUUUAUUCAGAGCCAGUAAGGGAAACAGACAUCACUGUGCAGAAUUCCUGCAGGACUAAAAGUCCUGAUCAGGGAUUAUUUAGUUACACAGAGAUGUUGAACCACUAGAGGUGGAGGUUUUGGACCAGUGUGGUCCGUACAAACGAGGACAGAUUCCGAGAAGCAUUGCAAAACAAACUCCCAGCCUAGUUUCUGGAUCUGAGCGGUUUGUCCUUUGCCAAUAUCCCAAUUCAGAAACAGUUCCGAUGCCAAAAUAGGUCAGAAACCAAUUUUUUACUGAAGUGUUUGCAGUACGUGUGUCUGUUUGAAUCAUGAGCUUUAAGACAAAAAAAAAAGGCAGACAGUAAAAGCUUACACAAUUCUCUGUUCUUCUAUGUGUAAAAACUUAGUUUAUAUUAGUAGACAAGAAGAGAAUCUUAUUUAUUUUUUCACAUAGCUUUAUUUAUUAAUACUAAAGUGUAGAUUGAGAUUUUUUUUUGUUUAUUGAAAAUAGCUUUAAGUAGCCAAAUCUGAUGUACAUGGUAGACCGUUUACCAUUUCUAUCUGUUAUAUUCUUUAGCCUAUUUAUUUCAGUGUUGCAAAUCUUGUGAAUAUGUUUCUAGAUUAGAAACUGUAACAUUUAUGCUUCUUUUACAAAAAUAAAUGUGUGAACCGGA